GGAAGGAGGCGAGCCCCUCAGCUUCCGCGUCAGCAUCCCUUCAAAUAGCUGCUGUCACUUGUCUGCUGCACGCACGGAGACGCACAAUUGCGAGGCUCACCCCCACCCCCACCUCACCCACCCACCCCCCAAAAAAAAAAAAUUACAUUUAAAAAAACAAAACAAACACCAAGGACUAAAAUCUCACGUUUGUAUGUUAACGCGGCAGCUCUCGUCUUGCAUGGUGACGCCAAUUACAAUGAGCGGGCAGAGUCGCUAAAAGGAGGUUGCAGCCUGGCCAGGGAGGAUAGCGAUGCUCAAGGCGCCUCGUCCCGGGAGAAGUCAUCCCAGAAGCUGGCCGCGAGAGACAGGGAUGCUGCUCCCUUGAAGCACCGGCAGGUCCAGUGAGUUCUCCUGAGCAGAGAGUUUGCGUGGCGGAGUUUGAGCUGAGAGUGGAAGUGAGUGGGCGUGAGAGGGAGCGUGUGUCAUGGCUGACAGCGAAGGGGCAAACCUUGAGGACCCUCCCUACAAAAACCUGCUGCUCCUGGGGGCCAUCGCAGCGGCGUCGGCCUUCGUGGUCACCAUCCUCAUCGUUCUCGUCUGCGUGGGCUGCCAAAGAAAAAGCAAGAGCAAGCACCCUUCAGCUGGAGAGAAAGGGACAUCUGUAAAUAUGCAGGGUACCCUUCGACAUCCAAAACUGAAUUCCAUGAGCAAAUCGGACACCAGGCUGCAUGAGAUCAAUCGCUUUCCUUGCAACGGAAACUCAGUUAGUAAGAGCCGCCCGGCCAGCAUGGACCUCCUGCUCCUCCACAGUCGGCGCUCUCAGAGCGACCUGACGCCUUCCCAGGGGCGCCGGCUUCCACAGAUCCCCACCGGCCCCCAGGGAUCCGGCCAAGGGGGGGAAGGGGACACGGGAGGAGACGGGGGAGGAGGAGAAGCCAGAGACCACACUUACACCGAGGUGGGCCUGCGAAAUAACCCGACCCCGACGCACGGCUUGGACGACGGCCUGUAUGAGAGCGUCAGUGUCCGGGAAGGGGACGCAGGCCCCAAAGCAACCGCAGGCCCUCCGCCGACAUCAACGAACACUCCAACUUCAGUCAGGGCCACCCAAAGCCCGCCUGCUCAGGUCAACGGAGCCCACAAUGGCAACGGAAAUGGUGGCAGAGGGAACGGCAACACAAACGGGACAAUGGCAGGGAAAACUAACGGGGCGAGCGGGGUUACCAGGUCCCCCCUGUCCUCAGUCAACUCCCUGGCCAUCCAAGAACCUAUUGCAGCCGAGUACGCUUCAAUUCGCAAGUUCAGAAAGGUUGACAAGACAAACAGGAAGGAAAAUAACGGAGCCGACAGCCAGUCAGACCAAUCGAGCGUGAGCGACUCGCCCUCAGCUCCUGCUCCGCAACUACAUCGCAGUCAGGAGUUUCCACGAAAACCCCUGGAGCCGUUUCACCUGCACUCUUUCCCAAAGGAGCCGGUGUUCAUGGGCAACGGUGAGCAGUACAUCUGGAAGCCACCAGAGGAUGAUGAUAUCAUCACUUUGCACCCACCUCCACACCGCAUCGAGAACGGACAGGGGCACCCGUCGCCGCCAACUGCGAAGGAGAUUGCAGACACCUACUCCAUCGUGUGCAAAACUCAGAAGAAAAAGACUCCCAUGGAAAGCAAUGGAGCAAAGACCCUUCCGCGCUCAUUUGGUGGCGAGAGAGGAAAGGGCCGAGGCCGAGGGGUCCAGGCCCAGGCCCGCUCCCAGGAGGAGCCGUGCUACGAGCCGACGGGAGACAGGGCCUGGCCCGCGUGCGCGGCAGCCGAGUCCGACCCCGCGUACGCCACCGUUGACAGCCACCGUAAACGUGAACAGGCCGCCGCUGGUAAUAGCGCGGCCGGUGGUACUGCCACACUUAAGAGGAAGAAGCAACAGGCACCGCCAGCUGCACCUCAGGGCUCAGCUUCCAACCCCCUGCCUGUUCGAGGCCUGCCCGGGGGAGAGAACUUCUAUGAGACCAUCGGCGAUGUGAAAGGAGGAAAUAGCUCCAGCACCACCACCAUCUUCACAUUCAAUGACGGGAUGGAGAUGUAUGUCACCGGCCUGUAGCUGGCAGACAUGCGGAUCCGGCUCAGAAAGAGACUGUCCUGUUAACUUGCCGUAAGGUUGCUGUACAUACUGUAGGUACCAUGACUACUCCAGACAAACAAAAUGACGAUCAAAUUUGACAUCAGGUACAAACAGGGUUUUAAUCCAGGUUCAGACUUCCCUUCAUUGGUUUGUAUUUCAGAACCAGCCUCAACCCUAAGAGGACCAAAAAUGCUUUAUCGAAAAGAAAAGAAAAGAAAAAGACAGCUGGAGUAUUCAUUUUCAAACAUACUCUAUCAGUGACUUUACUCAUGUUUAUGGGCAUCAUUUUCCAUAAUAUCUUUAUUUUUGUAUGAACUAUGAUCAUUUGGUGUGGCGUAACUCACAAUUUGAGCACAUUUGAAUAUGAACAUAUGUAUAGAAAAUUUAAAUGCAUGCUUUGUGCAAACCACGGAGAGCAGUAGCAAUGAUGGUGGCUUUGUUAGGAGAAGGAGACCACGGCGCAUUGCUUUGCCGUGCGUAAACACACACGCGCGCGCGCGCACACACACACACACACACACACACGCACCUCUAAACUUGGGGGCACUUAUGUAAUAUAAGCAGAUGGAUGUCACAGGGAUUUUUGGAGCUCAGCUCAACCUAAGCAAACAUCUGAAACAUGUUCCCUGUGCACACUGACCUGUUGCUUGGCAGAGAGAGUUGUGAUGUUUUGUACAAACAAAGGCCAGUCAUUUGUAGGCCUGCUCAAACUCAAACGCAAGUGAAGACUGCUGAUGGCUGUCCAUUUGACAAACCGCCAUCAAUGUGCCCGAAACGUAUUAGCAGUUAUCAAUCAAAAGCAGCCCUCUAUGACAAGCACUUCCGACAUUUACCUGUGACACUGGAUAUGUGUUGCAGCAAUCUGUCAUUCAAUUUUGCCUUGUUAAACAGAACGUUUCACAUAUCCGCAAGUAUAUUCUUCCUCUCCACAACUGCUAUUUCAGAUUUCUGCAAUGCCAUCUUCCCACUUUUGUCAUUCAUGUUUAUGGGUAUGGCAUUUAAAAGCCAAGUUUGACUAUCGAAAAGGAACAUCGUAGAUAUCAACCAACGUCAUUCUAACUAGUAAAUUACAUUUUGAAGAGUUUGAAUUUUCAUUCAGGAUAUCUAUAACUCAAUUGUGACUCGUCGAAACGACAGAUAGAAAUCUGUCGUUCACUUUUGCCUUGUCAAAACAGAUAUCAGAUAACAGAUACAGAUAUCUGAAAGGUCAUUUUGCCUAGGACCAACGACGUCACUUUUACCGUUCAUGUCUAUGGGGGUUCUCAUGACAGAUAUCUACUAUUCCAUUGUAGAUAUCCACUAGUGGAAUUCCAGCUGUCCCAAAUGGAAUUGUUGAUAUCAGUAACUCCAGUUUGAGACAUCUACAGUUUGAGUUGUAGUCGCAAAUCUCUACAACUUAAUUUUGCCUCGUUAAAACUUGAUUCGGGAUAUCUAAAAAAGGGACAUGUAGAUAUCUUGAAUUGAGGUGAAUUAAAGAUAUCUUCAACUGUUAUUAUGACUUGUCAAAGCAGGAAUCAUAUUGUAGAUAUCGCAAACUGGAGUUACAGAUUAUCUAUAAUUCAGUCGCAGAAAUCCAUAAUUCAGAUAUAUCUGGAAUUCAGUUGCAGAUAUUUGUAGUGAGAAAGCCCAUACACAUGAAUGGCAAAAGUGACGUCAGUUGUCUGACGUGAAAUGACGUUGCAGAUAUCUGAAAUGCUAAUUGUGGAUUGGAAGAAUAUAGUUAUGGAUAUCUGAGAUGUUCUUUUUGACUAGGCAAAACUGAAUUACAGAUACCUGCAAGUGCAACACAUAUGUAGUCUCGCUGUUUAAUGUUAUGAAGGCUUGUCAUAGUUUUUCACUACUUGUAGAUAUUUUGGAACUGAAAUUAUGACUUGAGUUGCAGAUAUCCGUAAUUCACCAACGGGUGUCUGCAACUGAAUAGUACAUAUCUGUAACGUGUAAUGUCUGACUCCCAGGCGCAAUGACAUUGCGGAUAUUCGCUAUAUGUCUAUCUGUUGUUUUGACUGCACAAUUACAUUACAGAUAUCUGGAAUGAAACUUCCAACUACUCCAAAUGUGAUUUCGACUAUUCAGAAAGACAUUGUUGUUAUCUACGAGGUUCAUUCAGUGGGUAGUCAAACUUAGCUUUUAAAUUUUAAACCUGCUUGCCACAUCCCUCUUGGCGUCGCUUAUCUCUUUGGUUUGGUUAACAAUGUCGUCCUCAAGGUAAUUGUGGCAUCAAGUAACAAUUCACGCUCAGAUUUGACAAACAUCUAUCUGAAGCCGCUGCCAAAGGCUUGAUGACACUCCUCUUUCCCACUCCACCCACCUUCACCCCCCCCCCCCCCCCCACCCUCCUCGCUCUCUCUCACAUUCACACACACUACACACACGCACACACACACACACACACACUUAAAUGCAUGCAUGCUUGGCAGAGUUUUACAGGGUAAAGCGACCAGGUUCGGGUUGCCAGAGUGUUGAGCAAGACUUAUACGGGUGACACAUUUCACAAUAGAAGACUGUUUCCGUACUAGUAUAAAAGAAUGACUUCUUCAAAAAUACUUCCUUCGUAAAGUAAGGAAAGUGACUUCUUUUUCUUUUGAAUGUGAUUUUAUGACUAUUGUACUAUUGCACUCAACAGCUGCAGGAAUGGCUGCCCAUAUAUUUUCUGUUAAUAUGCUGUAUAUGUUGUCGUUUGCGCUCUGGCUCCGAGUCAAAUUCGCGCUUUCGAUCGUUCUCGAGUCGUACAGUUGCUGGUUGGAAUAGCAGCAGAAAGCUUGCACUCCAAAGAAAACAACUGUGGAGUGUCUUUAGGACGAUUGCCCUUGGCGCUCUCCUCAGCCUGCUCUGCGGUCCCCGCAUCCCUCGUUGUAAACAAUGUCUUUUUCAUGUAGCUUUGGGGAACUUGAAAAAUGAAUGGAGGGGAAAAACAAAACCUUAGAAAUUUAAUAAACAUGUGGUUAUGAGGCAAGAGUGAUGAGGGAUAUAGUAGAAUGAUCUCACUGUGAGAGAACCAUGCAAAUGUUUAAAAGGUCAGUAGCAUAUGUUUUAAGUGUCAAAGUACAAAGAAGCAAACACACCAAUGUAUUUUAUGGCACUCUUCAUUUUUUUUUUCUGUCUCCUUUUGGACAAUGAAUAGCUCACGCCACUGCCAUGAAACAAGCCUGUGUUGGUGCAAUUUAUCCUGCUUGAUCCAAAAAGUGCAUGCAUUAAUAUAUGGAGAUGAAACAAUUAUUGUGGUACUUUAUUAAUCUCUUCUUUGUUAGUCUUCUGUUGUACUUUUUGCCAUGUAUUGCACAGAGCAAUUUUCCCCCCCAAAGCAACGACCAGGAGAAGGGGAAGGAACGAGAAAAAGAUUGAUUGAAGCCACCAGGAUUUUAGGCCUCGGUGUUUAUAUUCUGCAAUGGGGGAGCAAGAAGGAAUGAUAGAAAUGGGGGGAGGGAGAAGAAGCACUAGCAUGAAGCUGGAUGUGGAUCACUGAAAACGAACACGGACCCGACACACCCUCCUCCUCCUGCACGCACAAACACACAUACACACACACACAUGGGUUGGUACACACUGCAACAUUGAGCCGUGCGUUUCCAGUUAAGGGGAGGAAGCACGUUUUUUGCCCCUGCCUACACUCCCUACCCCAGCUGUGUUCACUCUCCAAUACAGGACACUGAGCUUGCUUUGCCCCCCGCUUCACCUCGCUAUGCUGGGGAGGGGCUUUGGUUGUCCACUUCCGAGGGACUCCGAGAGUGUGAAUGUCAAGCUCGGUCCGGUCUGAUAGCAACGAUGCAGCAACUGUCUAAUAUGAAAAAUGGCUGACAGCUGAGAAGCCUCUCAGACAAUGCUGGCCGGCUCUCACUCUUCAUCCUUUCCCCCUGGCUCUCACUUUGGGCCCCAUUUUCUUUCUCUUGAAACAAAGCACUGAUGCGAUUUAUUUCGUGGAACAUUGUCGUACGCUGAUUGAGACAAAUGUUCGCUGCACAAAUACAGUAUGGAUAUGUAAAUGUGUAAAAUACUCUGCUGCUGUUCUGAUGUUGUCACAAUGUAGGAUAUGCAGUAUAUUUGUUGGGGUCAACUGGUUAUCACAGACACAUUGUCAUUUGUGGAUGCAAAUUGUUUCCUGCUUUCCAUGCACAUACAGAUGAUGUUUGUUAAUUGUCUUUGGAUGUAGUUAGGGGCCAAUACUGCUGUGACAGCUGUAGCCAAUGUUUUAUGUUCUCAAAGCACAGGAUUUAGUUUGAAAAUAAUAUAUAUAAGUAUAUGUACAGUAUAUAUGUAUGGAUAUAUGUAUGUGUGUGUAUAAAGUACAUAUACAUACAUAUAUAUACACACACAAAAUAGAUCGUGUGGCAGUGCAGAUAUGCAAAAGAUUGUAAUGUUUUAUAUUAACCUUCAUAAAAUAUAAAAGUGAGUUUUUACUUUUCUAAUAAAGUGGCACA
Molecule: messenger RNA, 6510 nt
Organism: Phycodurus eques (leafy seadragon)
Lineage: Eukaryota; Metazoa; Chordata; Actinopteri; Syngnathiformes; Syngnathidae
Exons: 9
Coding region: 467-2074 (535 amino acids)
Biological process (GO): negative regulation of T cell activation; B cell receptor signaling pathway; T cell receptor signaling pathway
Cellular component (GO): membrane raft; plasma membrane
Source: RefSeq, a predicted model, not a curated record